Hyalella azteca is the source of this 867-nucleotide messenger RNA. RefSeq names its product M-phase phosphoprotein 6 (gene Mpp6). Gene Ontology annotation, biological process: maturation of 5.8S rRNA. Lineage: Eukaryota; Metazoa; Arthropoda; Malacostraca; Amphipoda; Hyalellidae. The transcript is spliced from 4 exons. The record is from RefSeq and is a predicted model, not a curated record. The coding region runs from base 199 to 843 and encodes 214 amino acids.
UAAAUUUCAUUAGCUCAGCGCGAAUAAGCAGGAAGUUGAGGUUGUGACGUGAGUGUGUAUGUGUUCUCUGCAUUAUUGCAUAUUACUUCGUUUCUUAAAGACAUCUGGUGCGACCGUUAUUUAAUUUUCCUUACUGAUUAGCGUCUGGCAUAAUAAAAAGAAUUUAAAUACUUGAAUACUUUUGAAAGAAACGAAAUAAUGGAAAGAAAAGCUAAGUUAUCAAAAGGAAUACUUGAACUUAAGUUCAUGAAGAAAAGUAAAGAGAAGUUUGAAAAAGAAGCUGAAGAGGAAGAACGUGAACAGCUUUAUGGGGAUCAACUGGGCACUCUUCAUACAGGAGCACACUACGUAUCAAUGGUGCCUUCACACUAUGACUGCAAUGAGUACCUGCCAUGUCGCCUUUCUUUUGGAGGCUUUGAUCCAGAGAUAGAGAAAAUUAAUGCCUCUAAAAUGAAAGGAGUAUAUGCUCCUUUGAGACAAGCACCUUCCAAGCCACAAGAAGACGGCAUGGAGGUAGACGUUUCAGCCGAAAAGGCUUAUGAACACAUGAACACUAGUCUCGGUGACCAACAACCUAAGAAUUUUGUGCACAAAAACUCAAAAGCCCACAGAUUUGAGCCAAAGAAGAACAAUGAUCAGUUUGGAGGUGGCAAAAGAGGGAAGUUCAACAAUAAUAAUCGCCACAGAGGACGUGGAGGCUCGCAAAAUUUCCGAGGACGCGGAGGUCAUGAUAGGAGCUGCUCAAACGAUCGCGCAUCUUCCAGUUCAUCCAAUAACAAAAGGAAAUUUGAUGAUAAUGGCGACAGCAAGCCACCUAAAAUGAAGUUCUUAAAACCCUCUUAGAGUUCAAAUAAAUUCUAGUGGAAA